Molecule: messenger RNA, 1248 nt
Organism: Rotaria socialis
Lineage: Eukaryota; Metazoa; Rotifera; Eurotatoria; Philodinida; Philodinidae
Source: the annotation of a GenBank genome assembly
AUGAGCAGAGCAGCUCGUAAUGGCAAUAGUUCAACAACGGCAUCAGCCGGUAUUACUUCUACAAUGCUAACUUAUUAUGUUUAUGAAGACUUGGUCUUUCAUGUACAAGCGAUUCAACUACAAAUGAUUGAAAUAGCGAAAUUUAUUGAUGAUCAGGCUAAAAAUGAUCAGAAAAUGAGAAUGAAAUUGAAAUCACGUUCGUUGACGUUUGUGGAUCCUUACGGAAAUCCAACAACUAAUCAAUAUUUCGAUCAUGAGAUCAUCAGUACACUAUUCAACAAGUAUAAGAAAGAUUAUGUUCCAAAAUAUUUACAAAAAUGGAUAAAACUUGGAAAAAUGAAUGCAGGUGUUAUUUUACCAUUGACUGAACGUGAACUGAAUUCGACUAUAUCGGAAUAUGAUAAUGGUUAUCGUUUUGUUACUUAUGGCGAAGUCAACCUAUCGAUUAUAUAUUCUGAGCAUAGACGACCUCACACAUUAGUACUAUCAGUUCUUCUGAUUGACAACGUAAAAAAGAUUAAAACACGAAUACCGAAAACUCGAAGACUUGAAAAUAUAGAAUUAAAAUCCUUCACUACAAAUGACGAGUCUUCAAAAAAUGUAGCGUGUUUGAAUGAAGAGCGAACACUCAAUCCCAAUGACACUGUCUUAUCAGCUAAGCUAUAUGAACAUAACUGCAUCAUCAUGGCUAAACUAGUGGAAGAAAGUGCUUCUAACAAAUCUAGUUCAGAUUUUCAUAUCUUUAUAAAGACUCUAACUGGAAAGACUCACACUAUUAAAGUAAAUCCUUUCACGGAUAUAUUCACUGUGAAAGCAUUGAUCCAAGGCAAAGAAGGUAUUCCUCCUGAUCAACAGCGUUUGAUAUUUGCUGAUCAACAACUAGAAGAUUGGCGAACUCUCGAUGAUUACAACAUCCAAGAGGAGAGUACGAUUCAUCUAGUACUACGUUUACGUGGUGGAAUGUAUCAUUUUACAAGUGGUCGACGCAAUUUCGAUGAAUUACCAUCUGCACAAGCCGAAGCAAUAAAACAAGUUCUUGUAUUUCAAUUUGAACAUACUGAUUAUCUAGAAACUUUGCCACUGACUGAUUUACAAAAUUCCGUUUUACGAGGACACACUUUACUCUCAGAAUUGCUCUCGCAAAUCAAAGGUUAUUCGGUAUCCCAUGAUGUUUCAAAUUUAGAAAACGUUAUACUGUCGAAUCCUGCUGAUGGCAAAGACGAUGAUGAUGGUUUGAAUGAUGAAUGA